Molecule: messenger RNA, 561 nt
Organism: Camellia sinensis
Lineage: Eukaryota; Viridiplantae; Streptophyta; Magnoliopsida; Ericales; Theaceae
Source: RefSeq, a predicted model, not a curated record
AUGCUUCAAUGGUAUCUCAGUAAAAGGUCCACAACCAACAAGAAGAUUGAUUCAUGGCAUUUGAUGCAUGAUUUACAUUGUUUGAAAGAUUUUAAUUUUAGUGACCUCUACCUACAGGAAGGUUUAGAUUUGUUACUGAAUUUGACAUUGGUUGAUUCAGACUAUAGUUAUUGUUUCAAAGCAUUAAUAAUGUUCUUGGUAAUUGCAGUGAUUUCUACCUCUGUACUAUCUAAUGAGUUUUCUCGUAUUCUAUUCUUGAACGGUGAUAAUUUUUCGGACUGGAAGGGCAAAAUCCUUCUAACAUUAGGGUGCAUGGACCUCGAUUUGGCACUCCGUGUGGAUGAACCUCUUGAACCCAUGGACGAGAGUUCCGCUACAGAAAAGGGUGUUUAUGAUAAGUGGGAGCGAUCCAAUCGCUUAAGCCUAAUGCUCAUAAAGUCACAUAUUAGCCAUAGCAUUAGGGGCUCAAUCCCACCAUCUGAUAAGGUCAAGAACUACAUGAGGGCUAUUGAAGAGCAAUUUGUUAGUUCUGACAAAGCAUUCGCAAGCACCGUACCCUAA